AUGGACACCGGAAUAUCCUAUUCGGAGGUGUUGAAUGCCGAGAAGGCGCAAGCAAGUGUUGACACAAGUUCAAGAAGCUCGAUCGAAGUGUUGGCCCUAAAGACAAAGAACGCGGCAAUUAUGAACGAAUGGUGGUCUUCAUUUCCCGUGGAAGAUUUGUUCGAGGGUGCACCUCGCACUUUUCACCUAUUUUCAAAGCUUCUGGUGGAACUUCGUGUCAAAAUCUUGAACAUGGCCUUGGACGACAUCCCUAGACGCAUUAUACCCGUUCAGCCGAUUCGGAACUAUGAGAAACCGUCUCCGCCACUCUUUCGGGCCUCAUACCUGACCAGACUGGUUGCAAAAUCUCGUUAUGAUAUCCACAAUGGCGAACAGGGAGGCAAAGCAUUCAAGAUCUAUAUCGACUUCGCCAAGGACUCUCUUCAUAUUAAUUCAAACUUCCGCGUCGGCGGCAAACGCACCCCAUCAGACCUUCAUUCGACGGUAUGGUUCGACUGCCAGUUGCUCAUACGUGUACAGCGCCUGAUAAUGAGCCUCCUGGAAAUGAUGAAGCUAAUCUCUAGCUACCGGUUAAACAAAGCCGGCAGCGUGGGCAUAUACGAUCUCUGGCAUAUGUUGGAAACGGAGUGUCCUAAGUUGACCAACUUAUGGGCUGUCCUCAAUGGACCGCAGCCGAACUGCAAGAACCUAAAAUUGAAGCAGUUCAACCGGAGGGAGAAAAAGUACUGGAAUUCUCCUUCUUCGCCUGCUUUGCAUAUCAUGGACGACUGGGAGGAACUUCGGUGGUCAUUUCUGAUAGCUCAGGACGAGGGGAUGUGUAAGGGGCUUUCACUAGCACUUACGAUCGAUAAAGAGUCGUGGUCCAGGGUUUACGGUUCGGUACCUCAUGUCUCCUGA
Venustampulla echinocandica is the source of this 897-nucleotide messenger RNA. RefSeq lists its product as uncharacterized. NCBI's taxonomy places the organism in Eukaryota, Fungi, Ascomycota, Leotiomycetes, Helotiales, Pleuroascaceae. Bases 1 to 897 code for a protein of 298 amino acids. The transcript is spliced from 2 exons. The record is from RefSeq and is a predicted model, not a curated record.